GCGCGUGAAUCUGGUGAACGACGGCGCUCUGCGCAAUGUUUUUCGCCGAGGCGGUUUCGCCCUCUUUGUCCCCAUCUCUAUCUGGAAUUGCGAAGUGUUUUGCCUGGGAUCUGCUUGUUAACGCAGAUCAUCUCGCUGACGCUCGAAAUUGCCUGGCCGACGCGGAUCACCUUGCGGACGCUCCGGAUCGGAAUUGCAUCUUGCUAACGGUUGGGUUUGGGGUGCGCUGGAGCGGCCAUCGGGAUAUCAGACGGUGCAAUGGCGUUUGAAGUAAGGGCAAGAGAUGGAAUGAAUGGAGAAGAGAUGGAAGUCAAUGGAAAUGCACAGGGCCAGGCGAGCCGAGAGACAACCCGAGAACAAGAUACCUCAACCUCGCCAAUUGGCGAAAAGCCCCAGGAUGAAGAAAAGACGAAGACUAAGCCUCCAUCCAAACUGAAAACAGCGUGGAGCUCGCUGGGUUUGGAUGUGCCUACCGCGUUGAUGAUGGGGAAAGCAGCUCUACCUCCAACGAUUGCGAUUGCCAUGUUUCAGGCGGACAAAGUUGCACAGUUCUAUACGACGCUUGGGUAUCUCGUGGCAAUCUCUUCGAUCAUUGGAUUCUGUAUCAUGCCGAGAGCGAAAUUUGUCCAGACUAUGCUUUUGAAUAUUACUGGACUUUGCAUAGGAUCUGCGUUGUCGCUCUUGAUGACAUGGAGCGGUGUCAAAGCGCGGCAAAACACGACAGAUCCGACUGCGCCUCCGCAGCGUUACAAUUCUUCGCAGUCGGCUGUCCUUGGCGUCUGGCUCUUUUUCCAAACUUGGGCGAUCAACACGACCAAGGCCAAGUUCCCGCAAUUGGCAUUCCCAACGAUUCUCUAUGCCAUACAGAUCAACGUUGCAGCGACAACCAGUUUCUAUUUCUCGACUACACUACAGUGCGAGACGUUGGUUAGGAAGCUCUUGAUAACGUUUUUGACUGGGUUCGCACUGGCGACGGGCGUGUCUUUGUUCGUCCUUCCGACGUCGUGUCGAACGGUUGUCAAGAAAGAGAUGACGGGGUUCAUCACGAUAUUGAGAGGUGCUCUAGGUGCACACAAAGCUUACAUACAUAGUUUAGAAGAUACAGAUGUGUUCAAUCAGACAUACAUGCCAGAAGAUGAAAACGAGGAUACAAACAAGAAAGAUAAGAAGCCAAAGGCGAAGGCGAGACCAGAGGUAACGGCUAUCCAGAAAAUGACGGGCGCUCUCCAGGAACUGCACGGAAAACUCGCCAUAGACAUACAAUUUGCGAAACGUGAAUUCGCAUACGGCAAGUUGACGCCGGAGGAAUUCCAAUCUAUAUUCAAACACUUGAAACUAAUUUCCUUGCCGGUUCUUGGCCUUUCUUCGGUCAUGGAUCUUUUUGAACGGGCAGCCGAGAUCAACCACUGGGAUGGAGACGUGUCAGAGGCGGACGAAAAACUGCAUCAGAAGUAUGUGCAAGAAUGGAAUGAGAUGUUUCGAUUCAUCCAUGAACCUCUUGAUCAUAUCUUCCAAGCGCUGGACGACGGCCUCGCACACUCGCUCCUAAAGUUGCAGUUCGUCAAACCGCCAAAGAAGAAGAAGGGCAAGGACCAGACCGAUGCGGAAGCCAAAGGGGACAUGGUGAAGCCAGGAGACGACAACUUUGCGGAAUAUUUGAAACAACAGGCUGCUGUUUUCCUCGGCAUCAAGGAGCCUACACUUCGUCACUGGGCCGAGAACAAAGGCAUCAAACUACGUGAUGACUACUUCACAGCCCCGGAUGCACUCGACGACGACGAAACACUGAAACGUCUACCCAGCAUUACGACUCGGAAACGCGACCAACGCCAGCUUUACACGGUACUCUACGUCAUGUUCCUGCUCAACUCCAUCAGCCGCGCGAUCAUUGAUCUUGUGGAAUUUGCAGACGAGCACGACCAAGCAGCAGCAAAAAGCAAGAUCAUCACCCCUGGCCCCAGACGACUCGCAAAAUGGAUAAAGUGCGUCUUCAAAAAACAGGACUCGUCCAACGGCGACGAGACGACAAACGUGGGCGUCGAUUCCAACAACACGGUCGUGUACAUGGGCGAGGCGUGGAAUAGUAGGAAGGACCCCGAACAUCUGCCGCCCACAAACGCAUGGGAGAGAUUCGGCAACGGAGUGCGUGGAGUGUCGCACUUCUUGCGCUCGUCCGAGUCUGUGUUUGGGUUCCGCGCUGCGUGUGCUACUAUGACGGUGGGUGUUGUCGCCUUCCUGCACGACUCGCAGGACUUCUUCGUCGAGAACCGCCUCGUCUGGGCUAUGAUCAUGAUUGCCAUCUCCAUGACGCCCACGGCUGGACAGACGCUUUUCCAGUUCAUCCUGCGUAUUGGCGGCACCGUGGUGGCCAUGAUCUUCGCCUGGCUCGUGUGGUACAUUCCCAACGAGAACACUGCCGGUAUCCUUGUGUUGCUGUACUUCUUCGUCGCGCUGGGCUUCUACAUUGUUAUCAAGAGGCCUCAGUUUGUCAUUGCGGGCAUCAUCAGUUCCAUCUCCACCAUCCUUAUCGUCGGAUACGAAUUACAGGUCCGCAAGAUCGGCGUCCAGGCCGCGACCGCCACGACUAACCAGCCUGCAUACCCCAUCUACCUCCUCGGACCCUACCGUGUAGCCGCGGUGGCUGGCGGACUUGCUGUCGCCUUCAUCUGGACUGUCUUCCCAUACCCGAUCACAGAGCAUUCCGCGCUGAGGCAGAAACUCGGCGGCGCAUUGUAUCUCUCGGCCAACUACUACUCCAUCAUGCACGAGCAGGUCCUCUCACGGAUCCGAGGUAAUGCAGGCGACGAGGAGAACGACAAAAAGUCCGCCGGGUAUGCGCUGCGGAAAGCACGCGACAAGGUGUUUGCGAAGCAGAUGCUUGCGCUGCAGGGUCUGAAGCAGCACUCUGGGUUCGUGCGGUGGGAGUUUCCGCUCGGGGGCAAGUUCCCGAUCGAAGAGUACGAGGCGAUUAUCGGAUACGUGAAUAACAUAGUAAACUACACCUCCCUCCUCGGCUACGCCUCGCAAUCCUUCAAAGAAGACGUCCCCUCCCCCACGCCCUCCCACACAACCCCACCCCCCGCCUCCCCCGAAUGGACAACCUCCUUCCGCCACCUCCUCACCCCCGCCAACAUCACCAGCCACGAAAUAACCUCCCUCCUCGCCCUCCUCUCCUCCUCCAUCCAAAACGCACAGCCCCUGCCCCCUUACCUGCACCUCCCGCAGGCGUACCAGCUGAGCAAGAAACUCGAGGCUGUGGAUACGGAUAUUCUGAGUAUCCGGCAUAUUGCUGAGCCUGGGUAUGCGGCGUUUGCGGUUAUGGCGGUUAGUACGAGGUGUGUGCAUAUGGAUGUUGAGAGGCUGUUUAGGACUGUACGGAAACUUGUCGGUGAGCUGGACUUUUCGUUUCAUGUUGUGAGUACGGAUUCGUCGGCUUCGUCGUCGGCGUCGUCGGUUGAGACGCUUGUUAAGGGGAGGAGGGAGGGCGAGGGUGCGGUGAAGCGGGAUUAGUAGUGUGGCGUUGGGGAAAUCUUUGUAAAAGCCGUUGUAAGUAAAGGAUGUGUUGGUGGUCAUGUAGAAAAAAUCUGUGUAAUAAGAGUAGACCAUGGACACUGGCUACGAUGCAAUUCACUUUAUUGAACAUGAACAUG
This is a messenger RNA of Dothidotthia symphoricarpi CBS 119687, 3650 nucleotides long. RefSeq lists its product as uncharacterized. The transcript is spliced from 4 exons. Bases 259 to 3510 code for a protein of 1083 amino acids. The record is from RefSeq and is a predicted model, not a curated record. NCBI's taxonomy places the organism in Eukaryota, Fungi, Ascomycota, Dothideomycetes, Pleosporales, Dothidotthiaceae.